AUGAUUCUCAUAACAAGUGCUGAUCAAUACGUUGGGCAUUGUAUCGCUUCACAUCUUGCAUCACGACGAUGUUUACGACCACGACUUCGGCUAGCUUGUCGUGACAAGAACUUGUGUUUGGGGUUUUUGAAUAAGGACAUUGACGUGCGGCAAAUUGACUAUUAUCAUCCUCACGACCUCUCAAAAGCAUUUCGUGGAGUUGAUCAUGUCAUAUUGGCGGUGGGCAAUGAACAUGAUCGAGUAGCCAUAGCCGAAAACGUAUGCAAGGUAGCUGAUCGUUCAGGCGUGAAAUCGAUUGUAUGCGUAUCACAAGUGGGUGCCACUGCCACGGAAUACCCCCAUCUUCAGCAUUUUGCAUCCAUUGAAGACUAUGUAGUUAAUACAAGGAAUUGUGAUUGGGUUAUUUUAAGACCAGAUUGGCUAUAUCAGCAAUUCCAUAUGUGGAGCCGAAGCAUUGAGACCGAUAGGAAAAUGACCUUGCCCCUUGUCAACAAGGAUGAGAUAUGCCCACUGGAUGUGACCGAUCUAUGUUCAGCCAUUGAAAAUUUAUUGCUGGUACCAUCAAAGAAGCAAAUCCGAUGUAUGCUACAAGAUGCACAUGUGGGGCAAGUCUACACGCUCACAGGACCAGAGCCUGUCAAUGGCCAACAACUUGUGGAUUGCUUGAGUCGAGGCACGGGAUACACUAAAUUUAUCUACCAGCCUGUGCGAUCUAUGGAUACGGCUUAUUACUUACAAGGAUUAAUCAAGGAUAUAUGGUUUGAUGCCCGAGUCAAACAAGAGCAUCAACGCAUGUACAAUGACCCACUCGAUGAUAGCGAUGACUAUUCCACCCGAGUAUUCAAUGCACCAUCAGAUAUCCAAAUCCAAACAUGGAUUGAGUACUUUGAUUGGGUGCAUGCAACAGGUGGCAGUGUGUGUGUUCCUCAUAUGAAGAUGCUUCUGAAACAUCAAUCAGGCACCACGAUCCAGGACUUUUUCAACAAGCAUCGCAAUAGCUUCAAGCCACGUGUAUGA
Molecule: messenger RNA, 1017 nt
Organism: Lichtheimia ornata
Lineage: Eukaryota; Fungi; Mucoromycota; Mucoromycetes; Mucorales; Lichtheimiaceae
Exons: 3
Coding region: 1-1017 (338 amino acids)
Source: RefSeq, a predicted model, not a curated record